CCUCAUCUUUCGGGUCUUCAACAUCAUGCAUCAUGAACAGUUCCUGCUAUACGUGUCGCCGCAGACAUGUCGAGUGCCAAAUGGUCCGACCCCCGUGUAAGAAGUGUGAGAAGGCCGGGCUGGAAUGCCUCCUGAAGCGGCCCCUUCGCUGGGUCGAGGGCGCGACUUUUCGCGGCACAGCAACAAAUUCCCCAAUCGAGAGCGCAUUCCAAGUCCGGCCAUCGACACCUCGCCAUGUCGGGUCCAAAUCUCCUGAUAAAUCUCUUCAUGAGACUGAUCUUGUCGACUAUUCAUCCGAGAUUACAACCUCGAAGGGAAUCUCGUGGCAUGUUGGAAUCUACGAAGGCUUCCUCCGAACGCCUUUCAACUUGGACGAUCCUACACUCAAAGGCCUGGACGAGGGCUCACGAUACUACCUCAAUUACUACAGCAGAUGCGUAUGCAAGCUGUUUGUCAUGUUCGAUAGCCAACACAAUCCCCUGAGACAGCUCAUCCCCGCUGCUAUCGCCCAUCCCGUCCUCCUGACGUCCGUUGUCGCCCUCGCCGCGCGACACAGAGCGAAUGCCACCCAGACGUUCGAACAAAUCCAAGCAGCAGAUCACCCUCGCGUUUCGAAACCUUGCUAUGACGCUGCUUUAUACAAGUAUCGGGCUAUCAAAGGACUUUCGCAAGCUCUGAAUGAUGGAACAGGUUCUUCGCUCGACGUCGUGAUCAGCAGUGCAUUCCUGUUGAUCUUCCUCGACCUGUUCGAGUCUGGAAGCGACAAGUGGAAUGUCCAUGUCGAAGGUGUCAAGAAACUCAUUGCCGCGCUUCAGGUUCCGACCAUGUCGCGAGAUCUGGGAACAACUAUGGAAGGCAUGCGUGACUUCGCGAUGCAACAGAUCUACUUGAUUGAUACAUUGGGUACGACAUUUACACGUCCUGGAUUGCUAGUCAAUCCCGGCUCACAUCAGCCAUCCACAUCUCUCCAAAUGAGCGUCGACAAAGCUUAUCUAGGCUGUCCCGAACAGUUCGUGGGUGCUCUCCGCUCCUUCUCGGCGGCUAGAGACUGCUUGGCGAAGCCAGGGCGUCUUGACCGUGUUGAUGCGUAUUUAUUGCUCCAGACUAUGAAGGACUCGCUUGAGUCUACGCAGAGCUUCAACUGCCACGCCUGGGCGGCAGGGCUCGAGCCGUCUCGCUCAUCCCUCAUACAACCCACACAAUCUAUACAGAUGUUGAAGGAUUUGGGUCAGGCUUACAAGUCGGGAACACUGAUUUACGGCUGGCGCGUAUGCGAUGUUUUCACUGGUGACUCGACGCCUUUGGAUGACAUAGUGGACGAGCUGAUCAGUACUGUCGCUGCGUUACGAAGCAACGAGGCACUGUUCAAGUGCAUUCUUUGGCCCCUAUUCGUUGCGGGUUUAGAGUCCCGGCAUCCAUGUCAGAGGCAGUUGGUCGGCGAUUGUCUUCGCAGAUUCUGGUUUGAGACGAAAUGUAUCAACGUGAUCAACGCGGAGAAAAUCCUUCAGCGGUUCUGGGCCCAACCCGAGCAGGGGCCGAGCUUGGGGCCAAAUUGGAUCUUUAGCAUGGGACAUAUAGAAGGCGACUGGCUUUUGAUAUAGUCGAGUGUAGAUCUAUGAUACCUACC
Molecule: messenger RNA, 1627 nt
Organism: Aspergillus homomorphus CBS 101889
Lineage: Eukaryota; Fungi; Ascomycota; Eurotiomycetes; Eurotiales; Aspergillaceae
Exons: 3
Coding region: 33-1601 (522 amino acids)
Biological process (GO): positive regulation of transcription by RNA polymerase II
Cellular component (GO): nucleus
Molecular function (GO): DNA-binding transcription factor activity, RNA polymerase II-specific; transcription cis-regulatory region binding; zinc ion binding
Source: RefSeq, a predicted model, not a curated record